Molecule: messenger RNA, 2079 nt
Organism: Bipolaris oryzae ATCC 44560
Lineage: Eukaryota; Fungi; Ascomycota; Dothideomycetes; Pleosporales; Pleosporaceae
Exons: 3
Coding region: 1-2079 (692 amino acids)
Cellular component (GO): MBF transcription complex; SBF transcription complex
Molecular function (GO): DNA binding; transcription regulator activity; protein binding
Source: RefSeq, a predicted model, not a curated record
AUGCCCCCGGCGCCCGAUGGCAAAAUAUAUUCGGCGACCUACAGUAAUGUCCCCGUCUAUGAAUGCAACGUCAACGGCCACCAUGUCAUGCGCCGCCGUGCCGAUGACUGGAUCAAUGCUACACACAUUCUCAAAGUAGCCGACUAUGACAAGCCGGCGCGAACCCGUAUCCUGGAGCGCGAGGUGCAAAAGGGCGUGCACGAGAAGGUGCAGGGUGGAUAUGGCAAAUACCAGGGCACAUGGAUACCGCUCGAGGAAGGGCGCGGGCUCGCGGAGCGCAACGGUGUACUGGACAAGAUGCGCGCCAUCUUCGACUACGUGCCAGGCGACAGGAGCCCACCUCCUGCGCCCAAGCAUGCCACGGCUGCGUCGAACCGCAUGAAGCCGCCUAGGCAGACGGCAGCAGCGGUGGCUGCGGCGGCUGUGGCUGCUGCGGCUGCUGCGGCUGCGGUUGCGAAUCACAAUGCACUCAUGAGCAAUUCGCGGUCGCAAGCCAGUGAAGACCCGUAUGAAAACUCGCAGAGGUCGCAGAUCUACCGCGAGGACACACCUGACAACGAGACGGUGAUUUCAGAGUCGAUGCUGGGUGACGCCGAUCUAAUGGAUAUGUCGCAGUAUUCGGCAGACGGUAACAGAAAGCGGAAGAGGGGGAUGGACCAAAUGUCUUUGCUAGACCAGCAACACCAAAUAUGGGCAGACCAGCUACUGGAUUACUUUAUGCUGCUGGACCACGAAGCAGCCGUGUCGUGGCCGGAACCACCGCCAAGUAUCAACCUAGACCGACCGAUUGACGAAAAGGGACAUGCGGCUAUGCACUGGGCAGCAGCCAUGGGUGACGUCGGUGUGGUCAAGGAGCUAAUACAUCGAGGAGCACGUUUAGACUGUCUAUCGAACAACUUGGAGACACCUCUGAUGCGUGCCGUCAUGUUCACCAACAACUUCGACAAGGAGACGAUGCCGAGUAUGGUCAAGAUAUUCCAACAGACAGUGCACAGGACAGAUUGGUUUGGCAGUACCGUUUUCCACCACAUUGCAGCGACUACGAGCAGUUCGAACAAGUAUGUUUGUGCAAGAUGGUAUCUUGACUGCAUCAUCAACAAGCUCUCGGAAACUUGGAUACCGGAAGAAGUCACGAGGCUUUUGAAUGCAGCGGAUCAGAACGGCGACACAGCCAUUAUGAUUGCUGCACGCAACGGUGCGAGGAAGUGCGUACGAAGCCUGUUGGGACGAAACGUAGCAGUGGACAUUCCGAACAAGAAGGGCGAGACUGCCGACGACCUGAUCCGAGAGCUCAACCAGAGACGACGUAUGCAUGGCCGAACGCGGCAGGCCUCGUCAUCGCCAUUUGCGCCAGCGCCAGAGCACCGACUGAACGGACAUGUUCCCCACUUUGACGGUGGGCCGUUGAUGUCGGUACCCGUUCCUAGCAUGGCAGUUCGUGAGUCAGUGCAGUACCGGUCACAGACUGCUUCACACUUGAUGACCAAAGUAGCGCCCACGUUGCUAGAAAAGUGCGAGGAACUAGCGACGGCAUACGAGGCAGAGCUACAAGAGAAGGAAGCAGAGUUUUUUGAUGCCGAACGUGUAGUCAAGCGGCGGCAAGCAGAGCUAGAGGCUGUACGGAAGCAAGUAGCAGAGCUGCAGAGCAUGUCAAAGGGGCUGCAUAUUGACCUCAAUGACGAAGAGGCGGAGCGGCAACAAGAAGAUGAGCUGCGGCUACUGGUGGAAGAAGCAGAGUCGCUCUUGGAGAUUGAGCAAAAGGCAGAGCUGCGGCGACUGUGCAGCAGCAUGCCGCAGCAAAACAGCGAUAGUUCGCCAGUGGACAUUACGGAAAAGAUGCGUCUAGCGCUACUGCUGCACCGAGCACAGCUGGAGCGGCGAGAGCUGGUCAGAGAAGUAGUGGGCAACUUGAGCGUGGCGGGCAUGAGCGAGAAGCAGGGCACGUACAAGAAGCUGAUUGCAAAAGCAUUAGGGGAGCGGGAAGAAGACGUCGAGUCGAUGCUGCCCGAGAUCCUGCAGGAGCUGGAAGAGGCAGAGACGCAAGAGCGGGCCGAAGGACUGGAUGGUAGCCCGGUGUGA